AAUACCUAACAACAAUCGCCGUGUAGUCCUCGAGGGGCCGGAUUUCAUUUGAUAUCGAUAUUCGUGUUGAGCGCUGUUAUAAUGAAGCUUUUAAAUUGUCAGCACUGUGUUGGACAAGAUAAAGCAGCAGAAGACACAGAACAUGUGGAGAAACUCUUGCCAGCAGGUUACAGUCAUCUAUUGUGUCACCAUGAGCUGCUGGAGAUGACAAGUGAUGUAGAAAACUUCAGAGUAGCUCUAAAGUUGCAGCUGACCACUGAGGAGGAGGUUCAGAAGUGGUUGGAGAACUUCCAGAAAUCUUCAACCAUAACAUGGAGAAAAUCCAGAACAUACCCUGACUCUGGACGAUAUAACAAAUACAGAGUAGAUCUAAGAUGCCAGCACAAAACAUACUGUGCAUCGUCCAAGUCAACCAAAAAUACCAACUGCCCCGCUACCAUGUUUCUAAUCCUCAAAAGACACAUGAAUGAAAGGAAGUCCAGAUCUAGAGACCCGCACAUGGAAGAGGGCUAUUUCCUCCAUGUGAAUUUGAGGAACGAACAUAACCACAGACUGACUGGUGAAGAGGCCAUGCGAAGGAGAGAUGUGUCUAGUGAGACCAUUGAGAAGCUCCAGCAGCUCUACAGAAGCGGUCACUCUCCCUCAUCUGCUCUCAAGACCAUCAAAUACAACCUGCAGGAAGAAGUAGGAGAAAAUUACAUUUAUGCCAUCGCAGACCGCUCCAUCUGUCCAGACCUUCAGUUCUGCUACAGAUUGUACAACAAGCUUUUUCAGAAGUCAGAUGCUGCCCCUGCAGAGGAAGACAUUACGGAAGAGCUUUUGAAACCCUUAUUGGUACAGUCAUGGGAGGCAUCAGCAGUGACAGUUGGACAGACCGUGAGCAUUGAAGAAGGAGUGACUCUUACUACAGUACCAUUGAUCACCACAGGUAAAGAUGUGGAUUUCACAGAAGAUGAUGAACCAGGGCCAAGUGCUACUGAAGAAGUUGUUGGCUCUUUGGACGGACAGCUUGAAGAGAUUUUUGGAAUGCUGAAAAAUAAUCUAAAUGAGGAUGCAAGUUUCACACCUCCUAUAAGAGCUUUUGUGUCCAAUUUCUUUCAAAUAAAGACUGACAGUGCUCUGCAGUCAGCACUCUAUUCUUUUGGUAAGAGCACUCAAACAACAGCCCAUCUGAUGGGUGCACCACCUGUUGCAGGUCCACGUAGAAAGGGGUAUUUGGGUGUACGACGAAUUGGCAGGCCACCAAAGAUUUUGAGACGAGAACACCCAUAUUGCAACAGCAGAACCAAAAACACUUCCCAAACUCUCACAUUAAUUUUGCAGGACAGCAACACCCUUGAAAAGACCCAACUCCAACACACCACCACCCAGAACAACAUUUAAAGUCAACAUGAAAUCACAAUUUACACUAUUUUUCAUUAUAUUUUCAUGUUCCUGGUUGUUAUUGUGCACAAUUCCUCAGUGCAAAUAGAAAAAAUAUUUUUUUCAUAAUCUUUCAUCAAAAUGCAAUUACUUUCACAGCAUCUGAAAGUACUUUCCUUUUCAGGUAACAUCACCAUAAUAUAAACCGAUUGGCAAGUAGCGGUUUAGUCAUUUUUAUAGAGUACUGUUGUAGUUAAUGCAGCCUUUCUGAAAUCUUUUCAGUAGUCAACAGUAAUUUAAUGCUUGUUUAAUUGAGGUUUCUGGAAUAAUGUCAAAUAAGAGAUAGAUUUGAAAUUACAGAUUUGAAAAAGUGUUACCAUUAGGAUACGUGGAGAUGCUCUGGUGUGUGAACUUGACUUUCAACCUUCAUGUCUACAUCCAAAAGCAACCUCAAAAGUGUGUGCCAGCUGUGUUUUAGGCCCCCACAAUCCACUGCAAACAAUUGGAGAUUUCAAUCUCCAAUUGUUUUCGUGUUUAAUAUUCUAGUUCUCACAGAAAUACAUCACAUAAUGGUAGUAAAAUGGGUUGCAAAUGCUGUUUUAUGUUGACUUUUAAUACUAUUAAUGCCCAAAUUGAGCAUUUGUAAAUAAGAUGAAUACAAUGCAUUUUAAUAUUAUUGUAUCCUGUUAUUUUAGAAAACUUACACAAAGGUAAAAUGUGUUACUUUGAUUCCCAAUAAUUUGAUUAUUUCCCAAACCCAUGCAAAUUGACUGGAUGUUACUGUUUUUAUCUUACACAUUAUCUAAGCUUUGUUUUUGUCCAAUACCAUUAAGGCUCCAUGUGCAGGACAUUUUAAUGUGAUUUAAUUCUGGCAAAAUGCGACUAAAAUAAAACAAUUUC
Molecule: messenger RNA, 2262 nt
Organism: Xyrauchen texanus (razorback sucker)
Lineage: Eukaryota; Metazoa; Chordata; Actinopteri; Cypriniformes; Catostomidae
Exons: 9
Coding region: 82-1383 (433 amino acids)
Source: RefSeq, a predicted model, not a curated record